Microthlaspi erraticum is the source of this 3351-nucleotide messenger RNA. The record is from the annotation of a GenBank genome assembly. Lineage: Eukaryota; Viridiplantae; Streptophyta; Magnoliopsida; Brassicales; Brassicaceae.
AUGGCUUCCGAGACGAAUCAGCUUCAGCAAGCUCAACUCGCCAUGGUCCUCGGCGCCGAUUCCGCCCCCUUCGAGACCCUCAUCUCCCACCUCAUGUCCUCUUCCAACGAGCAGCGCUCCGCCGCCGAGACUCUUUUCAAUCUCGCCAAGCAGAGCAAUCCCGAUACCCUCGCCUUGAAGCUAGCUCAUCUUCUCCAGCUCUCUCCUCAUCCCGAGGCUCGUGCCAUGGCCGCCGUUCUCCUCCGGAAGUUGCUCACCCGCGAUGACGCCUAUCUCUGGCCGCGUCUCUCCCUCUCCACUCAAUCCUCCCUCAAAUCCUCGAUGCUCUCUUGUAUUCAGCGCGAGGAGGCCAAAUCGAUCUCGAAGAAGAUUUGCGACACAGUCUCUGAACUUGCAUCCGGUAUCCUCCCGGAUAACGGAUGGCCGGAGCUGCUCCCGUUUGUUUUCCAGUGCGUAUCAUCCGAUUCCCCUAAAUUGCAGGAAUCGGCGUUUUUGGUCUUGGCGCAAUUGUCCCAGUACGUUGGGGAGACUCUCACCCCUCACAUCAAGCAUCUCCACGGCAUCUUUCUCCAGUGCUUGAGCAGUAACUCUGCUAGCUCCGACGUCAAAAUCGCCGCUCUCAACGCCGUGAUUAGUUUCGUUCAGUGUUUAUCAAACUCAACGGAGCGGGAUAGAUUCCAAGAUGUUCUCCCUGCGAUGAUCAGGACGUUGACCGAAUCCCUGAACAACGGGAACGAAGCAACUGCUCAGGAGGCACUCGAGCUUUUGAUCGAAUUGGCUGGUACUGAGCCACGGUUCCUCAGGAGGCAGCUCCUUGACAUUGUUGGUUCGAUGCUUCAGAUCGCAGAGGCUGAUUCCCUCGAGGAAAGCACGCGCCACCUGGCGAUUGAGUUUUUGGUAACUCUGGCUGAGGCGCGAGAGCGUGCCCCUGGGAUGGUCAGGAAACUACCUCAGUUCAUCGACAGGUUGUUUGCUGUUCUGAUGAAGAUGCUCGAGGAUAUCGAAGACGAUCCUGCUUGGUACAGCGCUGAGACCGAGGACGAGGACGCUGGUGAGACGAGCAACUACAGCAUGGGUCAAGAGUGUUUGGAUCGGUUAGCAAUUUCUUUGGGAGGGAACACCAUUGUUCCAGUUGCGUAUCAGCAGUUUUCUGCUUACUUGGCUGCCACUGAGUGGCAGAAGCACCAUGCUUCUUUGAUUGCGCUUGCUCAGAUUGCUGAAGGUUGCUCAAAGGUGAUGUUAAAAAAUCUAGAGCAAGUGGUGUCCAUGGUUUUGAGCCAAUUUCAAAGUCUUCAUCCUCGCGUAAGGUGGGCAGCCAUAAAUGCAAUUGGACAGUUGUCUACAGAUUUGGGUCCAGAUUUGCAAAACCAACAUCAUCAGAGAGUGCUCCCCGCACUUGCUGCUGCUAUGGAUGAUUUCCAGAAUCCACGAGUGCAGGCUCAUGCUGCUUCAGCAGUACUCAACUUCAGUGAAAAUUGUACUCCUGAAAUAUUGGCACCUUAUUUAGAUGGAGUAGUGAGCAAGUUGCUUGUCCUACUACAAAAUGGAAAACAAAUGGUGCAAGAAGGAGCUUUAACAGCUCUAGCCUCAGUUGCUGAUUCAUCCCAGGAUCACUUCCAAAAAUACUAUGAUGCUGUCAUGCCUUAUCUCAAAACUAUUUUGAUGAACGCAACUGACAAAUCUAAGCGAAUGCUUCGUGCUAAAUCCAUGGAAUGCAUCAGUCUUGUUGGAAUGGCAGUUGGAAAGGACAGAUUUAGGGAGGAUGCUAGGCAGGUCAUGGAAGUGCUUAUGUCGUUGCAAGGAUCUGAAAUGGAGGCAGACGAUCCAAUAACGAGUUACAUGUUACAGGCAUGGGCUAGGCUUUGCAAGUGUCUCGGUCAAGAUUUCCUCCCAUACAUGAGUGUUGUGAUGCCUCCAUUGCUUCAGUCAGCUCAACUUAAGCCUGAUGUAACAAUUACAUCUGCCGAUUCAGAAGAUGAAGCAGAGGAUUCUGAUGACGAAAGCAUGGAGACCAUCAUCCUGGGAGACAAAAGAAUUGGGAUCAAAACAAGUGUCCUGGAGGAAAAAGCCACCGCUUGUAAUAUGCUAUGUUGCUAUGCUGAUGAGUUAAAAGAAGGAUUUUUCCCCUGGAUUGAUCAGGUUGCACCUACACUGGUUCCCUUGCUAAAAUUCUACUUUCACGAAGAAGUUAGAAGAGCAGCUGUGUCAGCCAUGCCGGAACUAAUGCGCUCAGCUAAGCUGGCAAUAGAGAAAGGAACAUCUCAAGGGCGCGACCUAUCCUAUCUGAAGCAGCUUUCGGACUACAUUAUUCCAGCCAUGCUGGAAGCUUUGCAUAAAGAACCUGAUACAGAGAUCUGUGUGAGUAUGUUGGAAGCUAUCAAUGAAUGCUUGCAGAUCUCCGGAAAUCUUUUGGAUGAAGGGAAAAUUAGAUCCAUAGUUGAUGAGGUAAAGCAAGUCAUGACAGCAAGCUCUAGUAGGAAACGAGAGAGGGGAGAGAGGGCCAAUGCUGAAGACUUUGAUGCUGAAGAGGGAGAGCUUAUUAAAGAGGAAAAUGAGCAAGAGGAAGAAAUUUUUGAUCAAGUUGGUGAAAUAUUGGGAACACUGGUUAAGACAUUCAAGGCCUCGUUCCUGCCUUUCUUCGAUGAACUAUCCUCUUACCUAACUCCUAUGUGGGGAAAGGAUAAAACAGCUGAAGAGAGAAGGAUUGCUAUAUGCAUUUUUGAUGAUGUUGCAGAACAAUGUCGUGAUGCUGCCUUUAAAUACUAUGAUACUUAUCUUCCAUUCGUACUGGAAGCUUGCAAUGACGAGAGCCCAGAAGUUCGGCAGGCAGCUGUUUAUGGGCUUGGUGUUUGUGCUGAGUUUGGCGGAUCUGUAUUCAAGCCUCUUGUUGGAGAGGCUCUGUCAAGAUUAAAUGUUGUGAUACAGCAGCCAAAUGCUCGGCAAUCUGAAAAUGCCAUGGCAUAUGAUAAUGCUGUCUCCGCUGUUGGAAAGAUCUGCCAAUUUCACCGUGACAGUAUCAAUUCUUCACAGGUGCUUCCUGCGUGGUUGAACUGUUUGCCUUUAAGUAAUGAUGUCAUUGAAGCCAAAGUGGUUCAUGAUCAGCUCUGCUCAAUGGUUGAAAGGCAAGAUGUGGACCUUUUAGGCCCCAAUAACCAGUAUCUUCCGAAAAUCUUAAUAGUGUUUGCGGAGGUGCUUACAGGGAAAGAUGUGGUGACAGAAGAGACGGCAGGUCGUAUGAUAAAUAUACUAAGGCAACUUCAGCAGACACUGCCACAAUCGGCGUUGGCCUCAACAUGGUCAACGCUGAAACCUGAGCAGCAGCUCGCUCUCCAAUCCAUGCUUUCCUCCUAA